AUGGCGAAAAACUUGUUGCUGGACAUUGAAGGAACAGUCGGAAGUAUUUCUUUCGUUAAAAAUGACUUGUUUACCUACGCGGAGAAACAUUACAAGGAAUAUAUUGAACAACAUUAUAAAACUGAUGAAAAUUUGCAAGCUUUAGGCGAUUCGCCGGAGUCUUCAUUGAGCAAGAUCCAGAAGCUGCAUGCAGAAGGAAGCAAAGAGCGUCAUUUCAAACAUGUGCAAGGCAAGAUCUGGAAAGAUGGUUAUAAAAAGAAUGAGCUUGUUUCUCACUUAUUUCCGGACGUCAUUCCUUCUAUUGAGCGUGCCUUGCGGUCCGGAGCCAAAGUCUACAUCUAUUCCAGUGGAAGUAUUCCUGCACAAAAAUUGUAUUUCAGCCAUACGGAGUUUGGAGAUAUAUUGCCUUUUUUUUCUGGUUUCUUUGAUACGAGUACCGGAAUAAAGACGGAAAGCGCUAGUUAUAAAAAGAUCAUUGGAGACUCGGAUGCUCGCGAAUGGUUGUUUUUGAGUGACAAUAUUAAAGAGUUACAGGCUGCCCAAGAAAUUGGGCUUCACGUCGGCUUGGUUGUUCGACCGGGAAAUGAAACUGCUUCGGAAACUGAUGGGAUCCCCGUUUAUCAUUCAUUUGACUGUUUAUUUACUGAAUGA
This is a messenger RNA of Schizosaccharomyces osmophilus, 651 nucleotides long. It is a transcript of the gene utr4, whose product is annotated as methionine salvage haloacid dehalogenase-like hydrolase Utr4. Gene Ontology annotation, molecular function: acireductone synthase activity; magnesium ion binding. NCBI's taxonomy places the organism in Eukaryota, Fungi, Ascomycota, Schizosaccharomycetes, Schizosaccharomycetales, Schizosaccharomycetaceae. The record is from RefSeq and is a predicted model, not a curated record. The coding region runs from base 1 to 651 and encodes 216 amino acids. The transcript has 3 exons.